This is a messenger RNA of Etheostoma cragini (Arkansas darter), 2507 nucleotides long. It is a transcript of the gene il17rd, whose product is annotated as interleukin 17 receptor D. The transcript has 14 exons. Bases 56 to 2440 code for a protein of 794 amino acids. Gene Ontology annotation, molecular function: interleukin-17 receptor activity. Lineage: Eukaryota; Metazoa; Chordata; Actinopteri; Perciformes; Percidae. The record is from RefSeq and is a predicted model, not a curated record.
CUCCUCCUCCUCUCGUGUCCUGGCUGUCUCAGAGUUGUUCAGACGUGAGGGAGGAAUGGCGGCUCCUCGGAGUUUCUUCAUCUCUCUCUCCGGUCUAUUCCUGGUUUUAUGCUCCUGUUGUGGAUCUACGACCCCAGGCAGCAGAAGAGCAAACCAGGAGCGAUGCGGUUUUAAGGUGCAGUCUGGUGCAGAUGGAAGUCGGAGGUCGGCAGUCAUCUUCAGAGCUGACAACUGCUCAUUAAACUACCCGCUGGGGAAACAUGUGAUCCAUGAGGUCACCAACGUCUCCUUCAGCCAUCUGGCCUGUGAGGACCAGGCCGCCGUGGUCGUCCACUGGUCCGCCAGUCCACUAGGGAUCGAACACAUUAAAGGGUUCCGAGUUUAUCUGGAGGACAAGAACCCCGAAGGAAAGCAGUGUCAGCAUCUCAUCCUCAAAGACCCUCGGCAGCUCAACUGCUCGCACAAGAACACGAAGCUGAGCAGUCAGCCAUUCAGCGGCUUGACCUUUGACACCGACUACAUGGUUCGCGUUGUUCCCUUCCCGACUCUGAUGAACGAGAGCUUCUUUCCUCCAUCCUUCCUCCGCACCAACUCGUGUGAAGUCCUCCUAGGAUCAGACAACCAGGUUUGCAGACCAUGUAAGUUCCUCGGGGUCUUCGUCAUAACCAGAGCCACAUGUAGAGAGAGUCAGUCCAGGUUCUUUCACUACUUUUCCUCUUUUCUACGUCAGCUGAGAGACGACAGUAACAUGACCAGGAGGCAAACUCAGUACCAUGUCAGCCAGGUCCACUCCCCAUGGGCGGGGCCUAUUCGUGCCAUGGCCAUCACAGUUCCUCUGGUCAUCAUGUCUGCCUUCGCCACUCUCUUCACUGUCAUGUGUCGCAAGAAACAACAAGAAAACAUCUACAGCCAGCUGGACGAGGAGAGCAGCGAGUCGUCCAAUCACAGUGCAGCGUUGAACACGGAGCGGCCGUGGCCUCGCCCCAAGGUCUUCAUCUGCUACUCCAACAGAGACUGUCCCAAACACACCGGCGUCAUCCAGAGCUUUGCCUACUUCCUGCAGGACUUCUGCAGCUGUGAGGUCGUGUUGGACCUCUGGGAACACCUGGAGAUGUGCAGAGAGGGUCAGAUGUCGUGGCUCAGCAGACAGCUGGACGAAGCCGACUUCAUCAUCACCGUCUGUUCUAGAGGCCUACGCUACUACGUAGAGAAGAAGAGCCGCAGGGGGAAGACACCGGUCAGUCGGCGUAGUAACAACAGCAGCAGCAGCUCUCCGAUUGGUGGAUCGGGCGGGGACCUGUUCAUUGUGGGCGUGGCCAUGGUCGCUGAGAAGCUGCGGCUGGCGAAGCAGAGCGAGGGGGGCGGAGCUCAGGAUCUGAACCGCUACAUGACGGUUUACUUCGACUAUUCCACAGAAAGUGACAUCCCCACCAUGUUGAGUCUGGCUCCCAGGUUUAAGUUGAUGGACCAGUUGCCUCAGCUCUUCAGUCGGCUCCAUUCCAGUCACUCCAAUCUAUCUGAUCGUGACUCGCAGCCUCUCAAUGUCUCCCGGAGGAACUACUUCAGGAGCAAGUCCGGACGCUCGCUCUACGUUUCCAUCUGCAACAUGCACCAGCACAUCAGCCAGAACGCAGACUGGUUUGAGAAGCAGCUGGCUCCUUCAGGAGGUUCCUCGUCCUCUUCCUCCAAACAUCCUCCUGUCCCUGCUGUCCCGGCUCCGAGUCCUCCUCCAAAGCCUCCCUGCCCCUCCUCCUCGUCCCUACCGGAUCAGAGGUUUGACUCGGGCCUGGUGCUGAACGAGGUGUUGGUGAAUACGCCGUCCCAGGAGGGCGGUGAGGGAGCAUCGAGGAGGAACAUGCUCCUGCUGGCCUCUGGCUCCAGUCCCAGCCUUAACCGAGGCCCCAGCCCCAGUCCUAGUCCCAGUCCUGGUCCCUGUCCCAGUCCAGGCCUGCCGCACUGCUCUCUGGCCACGCUGGGACCCACUUCAAGGUCCACUUCUGGAAUAUCUGGACUGUUAGCUGAAGAAUCUUCCUCGUCCUCGUCCUCCUCGUCCUCCGCUCCCUCCAUUCUCCAGGAUGGGGUGUGCCCUGUCCACGCCCAUGAAGAAGAAGAAGAAGAAGGGCAUCAUUCCCCUCCAGAGCUCCCGCCCCCUCGUGAUUCGGGCAUCUAUGACUCGUCCGUCCCUUCCUCAGAGCUCUCCAUUCCCCUAAUGGAGGGUCUGUCACAUGACCAGGCUGACUCCUCCUCCCUGGCAGACAGCGAAUCAUCUUCUUCGGGGCUGGGUGACGAGGAGCCGCCGGCGGUCACGUUGCUCCGCUGCAGCGCCGCCACGGUUUGUAAAGCUGAGCUGCACCACCAGCACCACCAGCACCACCAGCACCACCACCACCACCAUCACCUGGAGCACAGCGACGCGCUCGCACCCGUGGCCUCGCUGUAGGGGACGCCUCCGGGCCAGGGAUGUCGUCACAGGGCUGGAAAGGUUUUUUGGCCUCGGACUCGAAUCC